Daucus carota subsp. sativus is the source of this 1146-nucleotide messenger RNA. RefSeq lists its product as uncharacterized. Lineage: Eukaryota; Viridiplantae; Streptophyta; Magnoliopsida; Apiales; Apiaceae. The coding region runs from base 1 to 1146 and encodes 381 amino acids. The transcript has a single exon. Gene Ontology annotation, molecular function: nucleic acid binding; RNA-DNA hybrid ribonuclease activity. The record is from RefSeq and is a predicted model, not a curated record.
AUGGCGAUGUUGAAUGACCUGUUGUCACUCCUGAGCACAAUUUCCCUCAGCAAAUCGCAAGACACUCUCAUCUGGAAACCUACUCAAGGGUCUUUCUCAACUUCUGAGGCGCAUAAACUCAUCAGAUCGUCCUCUUCAAUUCAUACUCCGACUCAACACUGGAACGUGAUCUGGAAGCUAAAAGUUCUCCCUGAAAUCAUAAAUUUCAUAUGGAAGCUUGCAUGGGGAGCCCUUCCUACCAAAUCCAUUUUAAGCCAAAGAUUGAAGACCACAGAUUCCUCUUGCCAGUGGUGCACUUUGUCCCCCGAAACGCUAAGCCACCUAUUCUGGGAGUGUCAGCUUGCUACGUGGGCAUUGAGCUUUAUUCAGUCAUGGUGGAAUAUAAGCCGUAAUACUUUCUACAGAGCGAGUAACAACCUAUUUCGUCUCCUAAAAUUCUUCAGUCAAAAACACAUAAAUAGGAUCUGGAAAACGGUGGUGGCAGCAACUCUAUGGACAAUCUGGUUAGCACGUAACGAGGCAAUUUUUAAUGAUGUCCGUUUAAAGCAAACUGACAUACAUGAACUAAUUCAGUUAAGGGUCUCAAUAUGGGGUAUGGCUUCCGGGAUCAUCCCUUUUUCGCACAUUCCUACGUGGAAAGUGAAUUCAGUGGGCACCAUAAAUGUACAUCAUCACCUUGACGUUUCAAACUACUGGAAAAUUAGGCUUGAGAAUUUCUUCGCAGUCUGCAUGGUAGAUGCAGCAUGGCUACCUAAUUGCAUGGCAAAGGGAGGGAUUGGUGGAGUCAUAAAAAAUAAGUGGGGGAGAAUAAUCUACAGUUUCUCUGGCCCUGCCAAAGCACAAAACAUACUUGAGGCUGAGAUAAGUGCCUUGCUGCAUGUCUUUAAUGUCAUCAGGACAUCACACCUGCACAUGCAUAAACUGGUGGUAUGUUCAGAUUCGAUUCUGGCAAUUGAUUCCAUCUACGAGGGAUUGGAAAAAACAUUCCCUUUGCUGGCUCCAAAUUACAAUAUCAACUCCCUGCUUCAAAAUUCUGUAACAAUUAAUCUUGUCCCCUCUGUAAUAAAUGUAGAGGCAGAAACUCUAGCAAAGAAUGGAGCCUCUAAAACAUUUAUUUCCUGCCGUUGGGCUUUGGAACAAGAUUAG